AUGGAGAAGAUAAACGAAGUGAGGGGUUUGUUUGAGGCGAGGACGAAGGAAGCGUCAAAUACUUCGGGGGAGUUCGACCCGCGUGAUCUAGAGAGGGUGUCGGAUGACAGGUAUGUCGCGAGAGUGCUGGAUCACUGCGAAGGCGACGCUAAGGCUGCCGCUAAAAUGCUGUGGGAGAUACUCACUUGGAGGAAGAAGGUUGACGCCAACGGGAUAAGGGAAAUAGUGAAACUGGACUACCUGAAGGCGGGGAUCUUUUUCCCCCACGGGAGGGAUGUAGAAGGCUCUCUGCUGUUCGUGACGAAGUGGAAACUGUACACGCGUGGCAAGACAGACGUCGAGGAGCUGAAAAAGGUGAUAGUCUACUGGUUGGAGAGGAUGGAGAAGGAAGAGGAGGGCCGGCCGGUCUCCCUUUUCUUCGACAUGGACAACUGCGGCGUCAGCAACAUGGAUUUGGACCUGAUCAUGUACAUGAUAACGCUGCUCAAGAGCUACUACCCGAAGUUCGUGAACUACAGCCUGAUAUACCAGAUGCCGUGGAUAAUGUCCGCCGGAUUCAAGCUGAUUAAGGGCCUGUUCCCGGCGAAGGCGCUGGAGCGGUUCCGCUUCGUCAAUAAGGACAACUUGAAGGAAUACGUGGCGCAGGAACAGGCGCUGGUCUGCUGGGGUGGCAGCGACCUGUACGAGUUUCAGUUUGUGCCCGAGACUUCUGUUUCUGGGCAG
This is a messenger RNA of Iphiclides podalirius (scarce swallowtail), 723 nucleotides long. Lineage: Eukaryota; Metazoa; Arthropoda; Insecta; Lepidoptera; Papilionidae. The record is from the annotation of a GenBank genome assembly.